GAAUCAAUCAUCCAUCUGCCAGUGGUUCCUGCCUUCUAUCCAAUGAUCUCGCAGAUUUUAUGAGCGAUCAUUCAUCCCAUCCAUCAUCUCUCCAAGAUCAAACCUUCUGGGCUGCCCCUUGGAUGUGACGCUUCGCUUAAAAUACAUCUGUGUAUCCGGUGUCUUUAUCCGACUGUGCUCCUUUGUCCCUUGACUACGCUCGGUUAUCGUCACCAGGGACUGCGUUUAAAAACUCUAUGCCUGUCUAUCGCAGAUCAGAAGUGCUGAACGGCAGCUCGCCUUUGCAGAAAUGGGCCGUACUCGCGAUGCAGGCCUACACCACUCAGCUAAAAAUAGAUUCUUAUCUCGGUAUAUCUGACCGUUCACGAUUGGAACAAUCAACAAGGGCGAACAGCUGUACUCAGUUUUCUUGUUAUCCCUUCUUAACUUCUCGAAGAUCCAAAGCCAUCUCGACCGUCUAACAGUGCUGGCUAUUAACCGUUUCUCCAAGCAAGUACCAUAAUUCACGUCAACGUUAAUUGUUUACAUUAUCAAGCCUCCAAGAUGCCUCUAAAAUGACUGAUACUUGAUGUGAUGACGUUCCAUAUGCACCCUUUCAUCCUUACUUACUGUCUAA
Messenger RNA from Fomitiporia mediterranea MF3/22, 616 nucleotides. RefSeq lists its product as uncharacterized. NCBI's taxonomy places the organism in Eukaryota, Fungi, Basidiomycota, Agaricomycetes, Hymenochaetales, Hymenochaetaceae. The record is from RefSeq and is a predicted model, not a curated record. Bases 237 to 461 code for a protein of 74 amino acids. The transcript has a single exon.